AAAGCAAAGAACGGCUACACCCAACAGCAUAAAUAUUUUACCUUUCUACAUGCUGUCUUCCAAUAAAGGUAAAACUUCAGCUGUGUUAAAAGAAGCACGAGUGGAAAUUAUUCCUUCUAGCGUCUGUAACAGUUCGGAUGCGUACGGAGGUCUGGUUAACAACAACAUGCUCUGUGCUGGCUCUCGAUCAGGAGGCACCGACGCCUGUCAGGGAGACAGCGGUGGCCCUUUAGCGUGCUACCACCCUGGUACCCACAAGUACUACCUCAUAGGGAUUGCCAGCUUUGGAGUUGGCUGCGGGCGACCAAAAUUUCCUGGGAUCUACGUCCGUUUAUCGCAAUACAGGGGAUGGAUAAAAUCGGAACUUCUGCUGAGUAACAAGGCGGUGAAUCCCAUCAGCGUUACACUUACCAUCUGCCUGACCGCGAUACAGACGGUACUUGUGUGGACUUUCUGAAGGGAGAAACUGUGGCACCAUCGAGGUUUGGUCUGCCUGGUGAAACUUUGACAAGGGAGCUAACUCCUGUCUCAGAAUAAAUCUAAGAGCCAAAGGACACACGUGCAUUUUUUUAGAAGUCAUGUUUGCAACUGUAUGAUCUGUUUUCUGCCUUUGACAUCCAUGCUAACAGUAAAUAACAGCCUUGACCCUAAUAAUGAAAUUGAAUACAGGAAGGUUACCGACAGAAGAAACUUUUUUCCCUACCCCAUUUCUAUGCUUUUCCAGCUAAAAGCAGCUUAAGCACUAGUCAGUAAAUGCUACCGUGGUUCUGUCGAUGGCAGAGACACUCCCUCUGCUGGGUCAGUACCAGCAGAGCACAAAAAUGCUUUUAUUUCACAGCAGCUCUGCUUGCUGAAAAUGAAAAAGGGGGGAAAAAACCCAAACCCAAACAAAAAAAACCCACCUGCAGAAAGAGAAAAGCUAUUCUCCACUAAUUACCUUGAGCCAGGGUUAAAAUUUAGUCACAAAUACCCUAGUACUCUGGCUGCUGAACAGACACAUCCAAUAGAAGACCUCUGGGUGCUGUUUCACAGACUAAACAUUUAUUCUCGGCCACUGUACAAGAGCUGAUACCACACAGCGUAUGCAUCCUUGGUCAGAACCACUGCAGUACUACAUUAAUUAAAAAUAAAUAAGGAACAUCAGAAUUAUAUUUUGGCGACUUUAUUUACCAAGGUCAAAAUUUGCAACCAUCUAAUUGUUUCAACAAAUAUUUACAAUUCAUAUAAAGCAUGUACUUUUGUUUGGAAAUAACCAGCAGAACAGGAUUAGGUACUAUAGCUCUUACUCUCAGAAUAUAGGUUUUACUCUCUUACAAUCUAGAUUUUGAAGUAAAUCCAAAAUAAGUACUUCAUGAUAAGUGAUUACUUAAAAAGAGCAAACUCAUGUUACUGUUUAAUAUUUCCAUGAUGAAAAAUAA
Molecule: messenger RNA, 1418 nt
Organism: Falco peregrinus (peregrine falcon)
Lineage: Eukaryota; Metazoa; Chordata; Aves; Falconiformes; Falconidae
Product: transmembrane serine protease 12
Exons: 2
Coding region: 50-457 (135 amino acids)
Biological process (GO): proteolysis
Molecular function (GO): serine-type endopeptidase activity
Source: RefSeq, a predicted model, not a curated record